Molecule: messenger RNA, 2993 nt
Organism: Anastrepha ludens (Mexican fruit fly)
Lineage: Eukaryota; Metazoa; Arthropoda; Insecta; Diptera; Tephritidae
Exons: 4
Coding region: 103-2865 (920 amino acids)
Source: RefSeq, a predicted model, not a curated record
AUGAACAUCCCUAUCACCUUCAGUCUUGUAUAUUCAGAGCAAUCAUUUAUUCACUCAAGUAAUAAAUUAUGAGUCUGAAGAAUCUGGACAAAUUUUGUACAAAUGCGUAACUUACAUAAAACACUUAAAUUGUUUGAGGUAGAAUUUCCAAUGGACUAUUGCGAGGAAUUUGAUGAGAUCAAAUCGGUGUUGGUACAUUGUAACAAGCAUGUAAAGCCGUUCAAUAAAGUGCAUUUUCGCGGGGGUAAUGACUUAUUCAUCAAUGAACUAGUUCGUCGGUUGCAGGAAGCAUUUAUCGAGCAUGAGCUAAGCGAACCUGAAGAUAAAAAACCAUUGCCUAAGGCACAUCAAAAGUUACGCAAAGUGAUGAUGUUCUUGUUUGCCAAUACAGAUGCAACUUAUAAAUACAAUUUGCGCGAAGAUCCCACGUUUGCACAUGUUUUGGAACAAUGCCCUCUUCUACCCAAAUUCUUGUUAGUUACACUCGUUUGGGAGCUGCAGUUGGAUCAAUUUUUCUAUGAAGUACUUUCGUACACACCUUGUUGGUUCGCUUUUCAGUAUUUCGAAACCGCAGCCGACUCAAUGAAAUUCGUCGAAGAUCCUUAUGAGGUUUUAGAGAAAGUAGAGCAAUUAAUGCGUGCUCUGCUUCUUAGCGUUACGCGUUCUGAAAAUCGUAAGAUUGAUAUGGUAGAUAAAAAAACUAUCUUUGGUAAAUUAUAUGACUAUAGCGUCAAUCUUCUGCGUCAAUUCUACACACCAGAUUGUGAAAAGUUUAAAAAGUUCACUAAACUGCAGUACUUUCGUUAUUCGGGUUUCGCUUUGAAGCACUUGCUUCAAAUGACAUUGUUUGCAUUUGAUUUGUUUGAGUUGCCGGAAACUGCCAAACCAGGCAUUGAUUUAGAAAUUUAUGAAAUUUGCCAAGAAAUAUGUCCACAGGUAAACGCUACAGAAGCAGCUCAGCUAUCAGUAGCACUUAAAGAACAACAGUUGAAAAUUAUAAAAGCACUACUUAACUCUCUACAAUACAAUGUAAUGUUAGUUAAAAUUGACGUUUUCAUGUAUUGGGUAGAAGUAGAUGUCACACCUACCACGGCGUUACAAUUGGACAUUGGUGAAAUGACUUAUAAAGUUGGCCAACGAAUCCAAGCCAAUCCACAAUUGGAACAUGACGUGGUAACACAAUUAAAGUUGCUCGCUAUCAAACCGAAAACACUCGAAGAAACCAUUAAAAGUGCGAAGUUGGGAGAAAUUUUACAUAACUUAGAGGAAAAGUCGCCGCCCCAUGUUAAAAAAGAUUGGUUUAAUGAACUCUUCAACCGCUCGAUAGCUCUAGGCAGUGAUGAAUGUCUAGAGGCUAUAAAAGAAAAUAUUAAGCUUAUGACGCCGGACAAUUGUCAACAAGCGUUACAAUUCAUCCAACAAUCAUCACAGUUAUUGCAAUUAGCUCAAGACUGUGAUGGCGAUGGGGAGAAUUCCGAAAACAUGCAGUUGGAUACCAGCGAAUUUGAACAAUUGACGUCACUGAUACUUUUGAGCUUACAAAACUUUAAAGAUGAGGAUAUAUUACAGUUGUUGGAAUACCAAGUGAAAACAUUCGGCAAAUCCGCAUGUAUUUGUUGUCAGGAUGACUAUCAAAGGCGUAUUACUGAGUAUCUCAAUAAGUAUGCGGUUUCUUUUGACUUUCAACAGUUCCUCAUACUCUGCUUUGAAAAUCCUGCUCAUAUGUGGACAAAUUUCUUUGAGUGUGCCUGCCACAAUUUGGAGCGUGUGCGCACCUUUUGUGCGACCGUAAAAAAAUCUCAACCCUUCUCAAAUAUUUACUUUGAUAAAUUACUUGAAAAUGCAAUGCAUGAUCAGGAUAAGCUUAAACAGAAAAAUUUUCCAGAGCUACUAUGCGAAAUUUUUUUUACUUUAUAUCAUCCUACGCGUAAAACGGAAUUCUUAAAAAAAUUCAUGAAUAACAAUGUCAAUCAACAGUUGGAUGCUCAAUGGUUUGGUCAUUUGCUGCCUAUUAUGAAGGCACUGAAUCUCAUUGCUAUACACGGUGAGACCCAAUCAAAUAAGCCUUUAGCCUUUGGUGAAGUGACGGCGCCAGUGCUGCUAAUGGUUGCGCAAGUUAUGGAUAAAACGCGUUGGGAUCUUAUCACUUAUACAGAUGAGCGUGACGAGGUGGUACGUGAGUGCAUACAAUUUAUACAAUACACAUCAAAGCGGUUUCUACCUGUGGCAACAGAAAAAGAUCGGAAGUGGAUUACGAAGGUUAUUAAAGAUUCAUAUCGCCCAAUCACGCAGUAUUAUUUCCAAAAAUUCUCACAAUCGCCUGAUCAGCCUCCCGUAGAUUUUGAUCGCUUUCUUAUACGUUUGGAGAUUGAAGAUAAGUCUGAAGCUGAGAUGUUCCUUAUUAUUAAUUAUGUACGCUGUACGAUGAAAGAGACUGAAUGGCUGGCCCGUAGUGAACGCCUUUUGCCGCACAUAUCCGAUGUGAUGAUAAUUUUAAGUGGCGUGGUCGUUGAAACUGAUAACUCGAAUGCAAUUAAUAAUUAUCGUCACUGUCUUACAAAUUAUGCCAAUAUUGUAUUGAAAUUCGUGCUUCCGCCAUUGAAGAACCAUACGAAAAAAAUUGAAAAAUUAAUGCUGAAAGUGCUAAAAAUAAUUGAUUCUGCUCCACCAGAGCUAUAUGAAGAGGGGUUUUUAAACUUCAGUUCAUUACUACUUGAUAUUAUGCAGUAUUGUGCACAUCCGUUGAAAGACGAUGACUCUAUUAUAAAAUCGGUGCGGAAGUUCGUCGGCAGUAUGAAGGAUUGUCAAGGAAAAGAAGUGUUUUUGGAAAAAUUUCAAGCAUUGAUAACUGAAUUACUGAUUUAAUUUUUAUAUCUGCGCUAUUGCUCCUGGAAGCAAACAAUUGUUUUCCACGUUAUACUUAGAUUUCUUUUUUUACCGACAUACAUUUUGAACUACGAGCUGAAUACAAAUUUUGUUAAAAAAAAUUGUUU